Leucoraja erinaceus (little skate) is the source of this 2901-nucleotide messenger RNA. Its product is annotated as receptor-type tyrosine-protein phosphatase eta. Bases 1435 to 1971 code for a protein of 178 amino acids. Gene Ontology annotation, molecular function: protein binding. The transcript is spliced from 2 exons. NCBI's taxonomy places the organism in Eukaryota, Metazoa, Chordata, Chondrichthyes, Rajiformes, Rajidae. The record is from RefSeq and is a predicted model, not a curated record.
UGUGAGGAAGCGUCGGAUGUUUGAUUGAAGGUGUUCUGCUGAUGGGGUUUUUUUUGUGAGUUAUAACUCUUGUUAUUAAUGGACACCUGGUUACUUUUGCACAGAAUUUUUGCUCUCCAAGUUUCUCAUUUAUGACUUUGGAGUUAUUGUGAUCAAAGCAAGGGAAUGAUGACAUUGUCGGUGCAGAGCUAAAUGUUGUUGGCAUUGAUUGUUGCCGGGGAGUUUUUGGUUGUUGCAAUAUGUCAGCAUUGAUCAUUUAUGAUGUUAUGAACUUUUAGCAUAUUACUUUGGGUGAGAGUGAUCAAAAUUACAGAUAUUUCCCAUGUAUGUGCAUUUAGAGGCUCUGAAGCACCAUGUCAUGAAAUCCUAUCAGGAAUAGCCAUUAAGAUCACCAGUCUGAUAAUGGCUACAGCUUCAAGAUGAGGACCAGUCCAUCUCCAAUUCGAAAGUUUCCUCAGAAUUGCUGUUUUGAGGAGACGGAAUAUUCGAUCCUGCCUCUCGUUCAAGGCAUGAACUUGUUGAUGCAUGGUACACUGGAAGAGCAUGUCGGUAAAUCUUUUUGGAUCAUGAAUGCAAUCUUUAGAGCUCAGAUUUCUAAUGAGCCUAUUUAGAUGCAACUUUUGGUGUUGAUGGGCAACUUCAUUCUGUGCCACAGUUUGCACUGCUGUUCUUAAAUUUCACACGAGAAAGAGAUCUUUCUUCUUUUAAUUGGUCUUGUUGUGACCAACACAGUGGAAUAAUUGGAAGAAGUGCAUCGAUGAAUGAGGACUUUGUUGAUUGUCAAGAACCCUGCAUGGAUUUUGUUCACGGCUUGGUGGUGGUGUCCAGGUGUGCCAGAAUUGAUAUCUGCGCUAUGUUUAAGAUCUUGUACAAAACAGAUAUUGAAAAUGUGCAUCAAUUACUGGAAAGUCAUGUUGUGAUUGCACUGCCAGUUGUUUUAUAGUACAGGCUAUUGCUGUGUGGCCCUUCUGGAACAGUCAAGAGUUAGUUGUCCAAUAUGCUUUCUUGCUAUUUGCAUGGCUUUACAAGCACAUUUAAUGGUUAUGACUAACAAGUCAUCAGGAAAGAAAACAGAAAUGAAUCUGAGAGGCUGUUUGAGAGUGGUGUCAUAUUUCAUUGUGUCUCUUGAAGCGUCAUUAAAUAUACAGACAAUUUAGGGAUGUACUAGGAACAUCCAAAUGAUGGAAAUCUUAUUGAAAAAAGUGCAGAUGGCUGCAGCAGCAGUUGUGACAUCAUCAGAUGAAGUGAAGCAUAAAGCAGAGUGAGAUUGGUGUUAUCCUCAACAUCUCAUUAAUAAUUGCAGAACCGAAUCCUGUGAACAAUGCAAUUGUUUCAAGUCGCAACACCACUUCAGUUACUCUGGGUUGGGACAAACCGCUUGACUCCAAGCCUGAAUAUACCUAUAAGGUGACACUGAGUGGACAUCUCCCAAUUAUGAUAACUGGUAAUGAAUUUGUUACCGUGGCACAACUAAAUCCUGGAACUGUAUACACAUUCAGUGUGUUCACACUGGCAGCAGAUAAUACAUCAGCAGAUCCAGUCUAUGUCUCCUCUACUACAGUUCCUUCCAAGCCUGGAGCCAUUACCGUGAUGGCCUUAAGCAACGUUUCCAUCUCCUUGAGCUUAGGGAGACCCGUGGACAUGGGGGUCACCCAGUACAACUUCAGCAUCAUAUACGGGUCUGCCAGCAGUUCUGAUGUUUCCUUCAAUGAAAUUACAAAUUCCACCAAAAUCCAAGAUCUGCAGUCUGGAACUAAUUACACCAUUUCUGUGACCACUGUUGUUCAAGAUGGAGUGAAGAGUGAAGCUGUGGUUCUAAAUCAGUUUACAAGUAAGUGUGAAGCAUUUUCCCGUGUGUGCAAUGGUGCAGACCACCGUCCAGAAGCAAGAAAAAAAGAAUCUCGUUCCAGCUUCAGAUCGUUGGAUUUGGGAGAUAGAGUUUGUUUUGAUUGUGAUCUGCAGAAAGAUUAAUUAGUAGUGGUUUUGUUAUUAAUGGAGAGGUUAUUUCUUUGCCAUGGAAUUGUAAUUAUUAUUGGGUGUUUCACUGUUGUUCACGGUGGAGUGAAGAGUGAAGCUGUGCUUCUAAAUGAGUUUACAAGUAAGGGGGAUGCAAUUUCCUUGUGAAUUAAGAUGCAGCCCACAAUCGGAAAACAAGUAAAUGAGUCUAGGUUCCAACUUGAGAUCGUUGGCUAAAGGUAAGUAUUUGGGAGCUAAUGUCGGAUAUUCUGUUGUAGGUGUUCUGCAAAGAGUCUAUUUAGAUGCAGCUUUUGUUGUUGAUGGGCAACUUCUUUCUGUGCCACAGUUUGCAUUGCUGUUCUUAAAUUUCACACCAGAAAGAGAUCUUUCUUCUUUUAAUUGAACUUGUUGUGACCAACACAGUGGAAUAAUUGGAAGAAGUGCAUCGAUAAAUGAGGACUUUGUUGAUUGUCAAGAACCCUGCAUGGAUAUUGUUCACGGCUUGUUGGUGGUGUCCAGUUGUGCAAGAAUUAAUAUCUGCGCUACGUUUAUGAUCUUGUUCAGAACAGAUAUUGAAAAUGUGCAUCAAUUACUGGAAAGUCGUGUUGUGAUUGCCCUGGCAGUUGUUUCAUAGUUCAGGCUACUGCUGUGAGUGGCCCUUCUGGAACAGUCAAGAGUUAGUUGUCCAAUAUGCUUUCUUGCUAUUUGCAUGGCUUUACAAGCACAUUUGAUGGUUAUGACUAACAAGUCAUCAGGAAAGAAAACAGAAAUGAAUCUGAGAGGCAGUUUGAGAGUGGUGUCAUAUUUCAUUGUGUCUCUUGAAGCGUCAUUAAAUAUACAGACAAUUUAGGGAUGUACUAGGAACAUCCAAAUGAUGGAAAUCUAAUUGAAAAAAGGGCAAAUGGCUGCAGCAGCAGUAGUGACAUCAUCAGAUGAAGUGAAGCA